UUAACCAUAAUUCUGACCAAUCAGCUUUUCAACGGCCUACUUCUUAAACAUAAAUUGCAAACCGAGUAUCAGUGUGCAUUUGAGGAUGGCUGGAAAUGUUAAAAAUAAACACAAAGGUAAAUGGUAAUAGCCUUGGAGAAAACAUAGUUUAGGAGACAGAUGAACUAAACCUUAGUAUUGAUAAAGUUAGUUUAUCAGGACCUACAAAAUGGAGGCUACCCCAGUGGCCUGGCCCAACUCACAAAUCUAAACCUCAAUUAGCCUGCACUUAUGAGACACACCCGUUAGGGAAACUUAACAUCCACCAAUCACAAGCCUCCAACUCAGCUUUAGCUAGUCUACCUUCCCCUAGGAAAACUGACUGUGGUCCUCAGGAAACCCCCGCUCUCCUAGCCAACCCUGCCCUGUUUCCUGUUGCCUCUUCUCCAUAAAACUCGCUCUUGCCCUGAAUCCCUGGGGAACAGUGUUCCACUGCUUGUGAGCCACCCCCUCCCCAAUCCUGGGCUGUUUUUCCCUUGAACCAGGACAGCAAACUCCUCAUUCACUUUAGUUUUAUUAUCAGACAGUAUCGUAGGAGAGUCAUAAACGUGGUGUUGGUUAGAAAUAAUAUUUCAUGAAAAUAGAGAACAAGAAAGAGCUGUGGGAAAUUAAAACUAUAAUUGCUGAAUUAAUAAUUACUGUAGGAGAAUUGGAAGAUACUGGAGAGAAAAUUUCCCAGAAAAUAGAGCAAAAGCACUAAGAAUAUGGGGAGGAAGUGGGGGAAGAACUUGAGUGAUCAAUUAAAUCCCCACCUAAAUCGUGGGGAUACCAGAAAGAGUGAAAAGAGAUGAGCAGACAGUAGGAAAUCAUCAAAGAAAAUUAUAGAAAACGGGCACAAGUUUUAGAACCACUGAUGUCUUAGGGCUGAGGGGCCACCCCUGUGUUCAGGGGGAAAGGGCCCAUUGAGUGUCCAGAACAAUGAUUGUAGAAACACCCAAAUCUAUCUACAGCAUUUUGGAAUUUUAUAAGCCCAAGGAUAAAAGAGAAAAUCCAAAAAUAAACGAGAAAGAAACUGUCACCAGCCAAGAAAUAAAGCUUAUUCUAGCACUCUGAGCACUAACCAAUCUUAACUGUUUAGAAUAAAACACUUCCUGUUGUGGGGACUUGGUAGGUGUUGUCAUUCCUUCUGGGACCUGACUGGCCCUUUUGACUUCAUACUUAGAGCAUUUCCGGGUAAUUUCUCAGUGGACUGCAAUUUGUUUUGAGUUUCAGUUCCUCAAAUACUUUCUCAUUGCUUUCCAUUAAAGGACCAACACAGCAUUUGUACUCCGGCUGCCCAUUCUCCUUCCACUGGACAGGGACUCUGGCUAUACCUCUUGAAAAUGGCCUUGCAGGAGAAGGCCGCUGACCAGAGGGUUUCCCAGCAUGAUGUAACUUCCCUCGCUCCGGUGGCUGCUCUUCUAGGCUUCGACCCAGUUCAGUUUGUAAAGAAAAUGGAAACAGAGGAGCAGGAAGAUCGAGCAAAAAUGCAGAAAGGCUUUAACUCAGAAAUGCGCAGUGAGGCAAAAAGGCUAAAGACUUUUGUGACCUAUGACUCCUUCAGCUCGUGGACGCCGCAGGAGAUGGCAGCGGCUGGGUUUUAUUUCACCGGCAUCAAAUCGGGGGUGCAGUGCUUCUGCUGUAGCUUAGUCCUGUUUUGUAAUGCCCUCAAGAGACUCCCCAUAGAAGACCAUAAGGAGUUCAGCCCGCACUGUGAGUUCCUUUUGGGCACAGACGUUGGCAACAUUGCUAAGUAUGACAUAAGAGUUAAGAAUCCAGAGAGCGGGGUGAGAGGAGGCAAAGCAAAGUACCAAGAAGAGAAGGCCAGACUUGAAACCUUCCAAGAUUGGCCUUUUUAUGCCCAUGGGACAUCCCCACGGGAGCUAUCAGCUGCUGGCUUUGUCUUUACAGGGAAGCGGGACACUGUGCAGUGUUUUUCCUGUGGUGGAUGCUUAGGAAAUUGGGAGGAAGGAGAUGAUCCUUGGAAGGAGCAUGCCAAGUGGUUCCCCAAAUGUGAAUUUCUUCAAAGUAAGAAAUCCUCAGAGGAAAUUGGCCAGUAUAUUCAAAGCUACAAGGGAUUUGUUGGUGUCACGGGAGAACAUUUUGUGAAUUCCUGGGUCAAGAGAGAUUUACCUAUGGCAUCAGCUUUUUGUAAUGACAGCAUCUUUGCUAAUGAAGAACUACGACUGGACUCUUUUAAGAAAUGGCCCCAUGCAUUCCCUGGGGCUCCUGCUGCUCUGGCCAAAGCAGGUCUUUUCUACAUAGGUAUAGAGGAUACCGUCCAGUGUUUUUCCUGUGGAGGAUGUAUGAACAACUGGGUGGAAGGUGAUGACCCAUUAGGAGAUCAUUCCAAAUAUUUUCCUAACUGUCCGUUUCUCCAAAGUCUGAAGGCCUCUGUAAAAGUGACUCCAGACCUGCAGAACCACGAUGAGCUUUCUGAAUUGACGGAAACCAUAAGUGAAACCAAUCUUGAAGAUUCAGCAGCAGUUAGUUCUCUAAUGCCAGAGACAGCCCAGAGUGAAUCCCAGUGGUUUUGGAAGGCAAAAAGCCUGAACCAGAGGCUGAAAGAAGCCUACAUCGAUGCCAGUUUCCGCCACAUGUGUAUGCUUGAGGUCUCUUCCAAGCUGGCCACAGACCACUUGUUGAGUUGUGAUCUGUCCCUUGCUUCAAAACACAUCAGCUCUCCUGUGCAAAAGCCUGUACUGUUGUCUGAUGUCUUUGCCAACUUGAACUCUGUCAUGUGUGUGGAGGGUGAAGCUGGUAGUGGAAAGACAGUCCUCCUGAAGAAAAUAGCUUUUCUUUGGGCAUCAGGAUGCUGUCCCUUGUUAAACAGGUUCCAGCUGGUCUUCUAUCUCUCCCUUAGCUCUACCAGACUGGACCAAGGGCUGGCCAACAUCAUUUGUGACCAACUCCUAGAGACAGAAGGAUCUGUUACUGAGACGUGCCUACGGAACAUCAUGCACCAAUUAAAGAAUCAGGUGUUAUUCCUUUUGGAUGACUACAAAGAAAUGUGUUCAGUCCCUCAAGUCAUACAAAAACUGAUUCAAAAGAACCAUUCAUCAAAGACCUGUUUAUUGGUUGCCGUCCGCACAAACAGAACCAGAGACAUCCGGCAAUACCUACAUACGGUUCUAGAGAUCAAAGCGUUUCCCUUCUAUAACACUGUCUACAUAUUACGGAAGUUUUUUUCUCAUGAUUUGACCCGUCUGCGAAAGUUUAUAAUUCACUACAAAUUAAAUGAAAAUUUGCAAGGAAUUCAGAAAACUCCUCUUUUUGUAGCAGCAAUUUGUGCUAAUUGGUUUCGAAACCCCUUUGACGGGUCCUAUGAUUAUGUGGCUGUUUUCAAGUCCUAUAUGGAAUGCCUUUCCUUAAAGCACAAAACUUCAGCUGAACGUCUCAAAGCAACUGUGUCCUCCUGUGGUACGCUGGCCUUGAAAGGGUUUUUCUCUUCUUGCUUUGAGUUUAGUGAUGAUGACCUUGUAGAAGCAGGAGUUGACAAAGAUGAAGAUCUAACCAUGUGCCUGAUGAGUAAAUUCACAGCCCAGAGACUGAAACCAGUCUAUCAGUUUUUGGAUCCUGCAUUUCAAGAAUUUCUCGCCGGGAUGAGGCUGAUGGUACUGCUGGAUUCCGAUAGGCAAGAAGAUCAAGACUUGGGACUUUAUUAUUUGAAACAAAUCCAGUCUCCCAUGAUGACUGUAAGUCCCUGUAACAAUUUUUUGACGUACGUCUCCUGCUACCCUUCAACAAAGGCAGGGCCAAAAAUUGUAUCUCAUUUGCUUCAUCUUUUGGACAACCAAGAGUCAUUGGAGAAUAUAUCUGAAAAAGACAAUCUGAAGCACCAUCCGGAAGUUUUGAAGACAGUGCACAUCCUUAGAUCAUGCUGGCAAAUAUCUCCAGAAAAUUACUUUUCACUGGUUUCAAAACAUUUACUGACUCUUGCCAUAAAAAUUGCUUAUCAAAGCAACACUAUUGAAGCAUGUUCUCCAUUUAUUUUACAAUUCCUUCAAGGGAGAACCCUGACUUUGGAUAUGCUUAAGUUACAGUAUUUUUAUGACCAUCCAGAAAGCCUGCUAUUAUUGAAGAGCAUCCGAGUCUCAAUAAGUGGAGACUUGAAAAUCGUAUCACCUAUACCAGAUAAUUCAUUUCUGGAGGCAUAUGGGGACAAAUCACAGGCACCAGCUAUACAUCAGGACUGUGCUUCUGCCUUUGAGGAUAUGAUGGAAUGGGAACGGGAUUUAGCUGAAAAGCAGAAAAACAUAAAGAGAUUCCUGAAUAUGAGGGUCAAAGCACCACCAGACAUCAGCUCCGGCUAUUGGAAACUUUCUCCAAAGCAGCACAAGAUUCCCCUUUUGGAAGUCCACGUGACUGAUAUGGAUGGUGUGGACCAAGAGAUGCUCAGGAUUCUAAUGACAAUUUUCUCAGCUUCACAACGCAUUGAACUUCACUUAAAGGGAAGCAAGGGCUUUAUUGAAAGCCUUUGCCCAGCUCUUGAGCAAUAUAAGGCUUCUUUCACCAAGUGCUCCAUAAACAGAUCUGAGCUGAAUGCAGUAAAACAGGAAUUGCUUCUCAAUCUGCCUUCCUUGGAAUCCCUUGAAGUCUCAGAAACAGCCCACAUACCAGAUCAACUCUUUCCUAAUUUGGACAAGUUCCCAUGUCUGAAAGAAUUGUCAGUGGACAUGAAUGAAAAAAAUGUUUUUCCAGUUAUUCCUGAAGAAUUCGUAAAUCUCCACCAUAUGGAGAAAUUAUUGAUCAAAAUUUCCACUGAGAAAGGUCCUUCCAAUAUAGUUAAAUUAAUUGAGAAUUCUCCAAACCUUAAUGUUUUCCAUCUGCAAUGUAAUUUCUUUUCGGAUUUUGAGUCUCUCAUGACUGUACUCGCUUCCUGCAAGAAACUGAAAGAAAUUAAAUUUUCUGGAGCAUUUUUAAAACCCAUCCCAUUUGUCACCAUUCUGCCGAAUUUUAUUUCUCUGAAGAUAUUAAAUCUUAAUCUACAGGAAUUUCCAGAUAAGGAGACAUCUGAAAAAUUUGCCUACACAUUAGGUUCUCUUAGCAAUCUGGAAGAAUUGAUCCUUCCUACUGGGGAUGGGAUUCAUCAGGUGGCCAAACUGAUCAUCCAGCAGUGUCAGCAUCUUCGAUGUCUCCGAGUUCUUUCAUUUUUCAAGACUUUAAAUGAUGACAGUGUAAUGGAAAUUGCCAAAGUAGCAAUCAGUGGAGGUUUCCAGAAACUUGAGGACUUAAACCUUUCAAUGAAUCACAAGAUUACAGAGGAAGGAUAUAGAAAUUUCUUUCAACUACUGGACAACUUGCCAAACUUGCAAAAGUUGACCAUUUCCAGGUAUUACACUGAAUGUAUCAGAGCUCAGGCCACCACAGUGAAGUCUUUGAGUCAAUGUAUGUUACGGCUGCCAAGUCUCACCACACUGACCAUGUUUAGCUGGCUCCUGGAUGCAGAAGACAUCACACUGCUUACUUCGACAAAAGAAAAACACCCUCAAUCUAAACAUUUCAAUAUUUGGUGGAAAUGGAUAUUGCCAUUCUCUCCAAUCAUUCAGAAGUAGAAGACUUAGCUAAAAACUGCUGUAUCAAGAAAAAUUUUGUCAACAAUUUAAAAACCGAAUUAUCCAAAAACAUUUUAUUACACACUAGAGGACCAGUGCACAAAAUUUGUGCA
Messenger RNA from Pipistrellus kuhlii (Kuhl's pipistrelle), 5686 nucleotides. It is a transcript of the gene NAIP, whose product is annotated as NLR family apoptosis inhibitory protein. Bases 1362 to 5573 code for a protein of 1403 amino acids. The transcript has 15 exons. Gene Ontology annotation, molecular function: ATP binding; cysteine-type endopeptidase inhibitor activity involved in apoptotic process. Gene Ontology annotation, biological process: defense response to bacterium; inflammatory response; detection of bacterium. The record is from RefSeq and is a predicted model, not a curated record. NCBI's taxonomy places the organism in Eukaryota, Metazoa, Chordata, Mammalia, Chiroptera, Vespertilionidae. Gene Ontology annotation, cellular component: IPAF inflammasome complex.